AUGUGUUUUGCACGGGCCUACCAAGAGAUACCUAAGUACCAGCACAGAGACCCUGUGACCUCUAAGGUGCUGUUUUGUGACCAGUGUCCACCCGGCACAGCUGUGAAACGCCACUGCAGCACUGAGGAACCAACUGUUUGUGCCCCCUGCCCAGAAAAACGCUUUGCAGAGCAGUGGCAUUGGGGAGACAGCUGUCAACAUUGUACGUCUGUCUGCAAAGAAAGGCAGAUUGUACAAAGGGAAUGUAACAGCACUCAUGACAGGCUCUGUGAGUGUAUACCUGGAUAUCACCUAGUGGUGGAGUUUUGUGUCCUUCACACUGCCUGCUCACCUGGUUUUGGUGUCAUUGUGCAGGGCACACCAGAGAGGAACACCGUGUGUGAGAAGUGUUCCCCGGGUUAUUUCUCCAGCACAUCUUCAUCCACUGAGCCAUGCAUACCCCACAGGAACUGCACUCAACUAGGCCUGAAGACUGUAAGACCAGGUACAGCCACCCAGGAUACUCUGUGUGACACUGAGAAUAAAGAGUUCAACUUUAACUGCUCCCAUCAGCACACAGAAUGUCACACCGACAUUACAUUAUGUGAGGAAGCAAUAUUUCAAUUCCUUGCAUCACCUCCUUUGGCUUCUUUCCCUGUGGAGCAUCUUUCUGAGAGCCUUCCAGGACGCAAGGUGGACUGGAAGAGUGUUGAGAGGCUGAAGAAAAGCUGCAGUCCUCAGCAGCAAGCACUACAUCUGCUUCGUCUCUGGAGAGAACAAAAUAAGGACCAAGACAAACUCCUCAGCAUCAUCCAAGGUCAUCAUCUCUGUUUGGCUUAUAUAGCUUUAACAGACACUUAA
This is a messenger RNA of Sinocyclocheilus rhinocerous, 840 nucleotides long. RefSeq names its product tumor necrosis factor receptor superfamily member 11B-like. Gene Ontology annotation, molecular function: protein binding. The transcript has 3 exons. Bases 1 to 840 code for a protein of 279 amino acids. The record is from RefSeq and is a predicted model, not a curated record. NCBI's taxonomy places the organism in Eukaryota, Metazoa, Chordata, Actinopteri, Cypriniformes, Cyprinidae.